Messenger RNA from Rotaria sordida, 543 nucleotides. The record is from the annotation of a GenBank genome assembly. Lineage: Eukaryota; Metazoa; Rotifera; Eurotatoria; Philodinida; Philodinidae.
AUGGAAUUAACGUCAUCUUCGCAUACAAGUCUUGCUGGAAAUCUUGCCUCGAUUGCCUUCACUUUUGGUGAAGCUCUGGUGACCCUCUUUGCUUAUUUGGCUCAUGAUUGGCUACUUCUCAAAUGGAUUAUUAGUGGUUAUUUUGCUCUUAUUUUACCAUAUCUUUAUUUUGUUCCCGAAUCACCAUAUUGGUUAUUUAGUAGAAAAAACUACAAUCAACUUGAACAUUGUCUCAAUAAAAUAGCCACAAAGAAUGGCCGCACACGUGAUCAAUGGCAUCCAUAUUAUAUUAAGUUAAUUCAAGAUCCUGAUAUUGCCGCGCGACAAGUUAAACAUGCAGCACGAACAACUAAGGAAAAGUUUCUAAGACAUGUGCCUCUAUUGAUUCCUUGUGGAUUGAUCGGUUUUGUUGCCAUGCUUUUGUAUGUAAAAAUUUCCUAUGGACUCAGUGCCAUGAAUGAUGCAGUGAGUCCAUAUUGGAAUACCAUCAUUGGUGCAGCCGUUGAAGCUAUUGGAUAUUCAAAAUUUGUUGUUAGUUGUUGA